GGUUUGCGCGGUGAGAACACUGAGAGUUGUUGCCCGCACUCAAGAUGGCAGCUCUCGGCGGGCGUGGCGAAUGACCCGGAGGCGCGGAGGAGGUGCGGGCCAUGGCAGCGGCCGUAGAGCGGAGUCCCGAGGACACAGAAGAGGAGGAAGAAGAGGAGCAGCUGGUUCUGGUGGAAUUGUCGGGAAUUAUCGAUUCGGACUUUCUCUCAAAAUGUGGAAAUAAAUGCAAGAUUUUGGGGAUUGACACUGAGAGGCCCAUUCUGCAAGUGGACAGCUAUGUCUUUGCUGGGGAGUAUGAAGAUACUCUUGGGACUUGUGUUGUAUUUGAAGAAAAUGUUGAACAUGUGGAUUCAGAAGGCAGUAACAAAACAGUACUAAAAUAUAAAUGCCAUACAAUGAAGAAGCUCAGCAUGACAAGAACUCUUCUGACGGAAAAGAAGGAAGGAGAAGAAAACAUAGGUGGGGUGGAAUGGCUGCAAAUCAAGGAUAAUGAUUUCUCCUAUAGACCCAACAUGAUUUGUAGUUUUCAACAUGAAGAUGAAGAAGUGGUAGCUUCAGCCCCAGGUAAACCGUUGGAGUUGGAAGAACAAGAGAUUCAAAUGAAAGACAUUUCAAACCUGAGUUAUGAACAGGAGAAGCCAGUGCACUUGGAAAUAGAGGAUUCUGGUCCUCUUAUUGAAAUCCCCUCUGAGACAGAAGGUUCUGUGUUUAUGGAAACUCAAGAUGUUGCCUUAGAAAUCACUCCUAGAUGAAAUGUUUCUCAUAAGUUGUCAUGAACUCUGGAGAGUUUUUAUAUAAAAUAAUCAGCUGUGUA
This is a messenger RNA of Nycticebus coucang (slow loris), 814 nucleotides long. RefSeq names its product general transcription factor IIIC subunit 6 (gene GTF3C6). The transcript is spliced from 6 exons. NCBI's taxonomy places the organism in Eukaryota, Metazoa, Chordata, Mammalia, Primates, Lorisidae. Gene Ontology annotation, cellular component: transcription factor TFIIIC complex. Bases 102 to 752 code for a protein of 216 amino acids. The record is from RefSeq and is a predicted model, not a curated record. Gene Ontology annotation, biological process: transcription by RNA polymerase III.